AUUUUUUAAAGAUUUAUUCUUACAUUCUUCUGUAUUUUGCGUCUAUCAUUCGUUUGAAUGCCCGAAUGCCCGUAUUCAAUGGUUGCGUGGUAUAUGUGAUUGUGAAAUGGCACUCUCUAUUUAUAAAUUAUUUUGAUAUUUCAAAUACAAAACAUAAGCAUUUUAUUAAACCCAGGAAAAUAAGUUUAUUUAAUAAGUCGAUUAUUAUAACGUAGGAUAAAAGAUAAAAAACAAACAAACCCCACUUAAUGAAUUAAACUCAUCACUGCUUUUUUACGAAUUAUUUCUGAGCUUGAGGUAAAAGGCGGUUUUUCACAAGAGAUUUUAAUUUUGUCCUUAAUCUUUUUCCCUCCUUGUUUUCAGAACAUUAAUUUAAUAUUUUCUGACUAGUUCUAAUUGAUAAAUAAUCACUGUGGAACUCGUGUUGUCUUAUGAUUUCUUCUUUAACAAAUAACUUCUGUGAUGGGGGACUUCGGACCAGACUCCGGUGGAAGGAUUAAGGGACUGACCAUUAUUAAGCCAAUUGUCUAUGGAAAUAUUGCCCGAUACUUUGGGAAGAAGCGAGAAGAAGAUGGCCACACUCACCAAUGGACAGUUUAUGUAAAAUCAUUCCGAAAUGAAGAUUUAUCAAAUUAUGUGAAGAAGGUUCAUUUUAAAUUACAUGAAAGUUAUCCAAAUCAAAACAGAGUUGUUACAAAACCUCCCUACGAAGUCACAGAAACAGGAUGGGGUGAAUUUGAAGUGGUUAUUAAGAUUUAUUUCAAUGACAGUAAUGAAAGACCUGUAACACUGUAUCAUUUAUUAAAAUUAUUCCAAAGUGAGACAGACAUUAUGUUGGGAAAGAAAUCAUUAGUUUGUGAAUUCUAUGAUGAAUUGAUGUUUCAAGAUCCAACCCAAAUGAUGCACCAAUUAUUAACCAAUGUUCGUCCCAUUAUGAUGGGAACGUAUCGCCAUGAAAAUGACUUUGAAGAAAAACGAGAGAAAACAGUCAACAAUAUCUUGAAUGCUAAAAAUAAAAUCCGUUAUGAAAUAGCUGAAUUAAAUGAACGCUUAAAACAAAGCAAAGAGACAAUACUAAAAUACAAGAAUGAAAUUCUGAAAAUGGAAGAAUGCGACGAUGUUUUAACACAACCUUUGCAAUGCCCGACAACUUCAUUACCUUCCAGUACUGCUGUUUCUCUACCGUCUGCAACUAGUUCUGCAUCUACUGUAUCUCUAAAUGUUUCAGUUGACAAUGGAGCUACCACACCUACAACAGUUACUACAGCAACUACAAGCGAAGUCCCCACAUCACUUAGCAUUAGUUCUUCUGCUACAACUAGUAUAAAUACUCUUUCUAUUUGAAAUCAUCUCUUCAAAACUUGCUGACAUUAAUCGAAAGGAAUUAGUUCCUUAUAGUUUAUCAUUAAUUACUGAGCCUGGUUAAGCAGGCUCUGGCUGUGGCAUUCUCAAAACCUACAGUUGGGAUCAACAAAUUUCAUCACCUCAUUUUUUAAAUAAUAUUUAGUUUUUUUUUCUCUUUAACCACCAAUAAAAGCCAAAUCUAUUUACUAACCUA
Octopus sinensis (East Asian common octopus) is the source of this 1558-nucleotide messenger RNA. Its product is annotated as YEATS domain-containing protein 4. The record is from RefSeq and is a predicted model, not a curated record. NCBI's taxonomy places the organism in Eukaryota, Metazoa, Mollusca, Cephalopoda, Octopoda, Octopodidae. The coding region runs from base 463 to 1344 and encodes 293 amino acids. The transcript is spliced from 7 exons. Gene Ontology annotation, biological process: regulation of DNA-templated transcription.